CGUGUUGCACGUUUCAAUUCUUCAAGUGCCGUGUUCGCGUCUGGACGUUUCGCUCGCAGUAUUUACGCUUUUGUCAUUGCCGCUUUUCCAGCUGUCCAAUUUUUUCCGCGCGUGUCCCGUUGUCUGCCGGUUUCCGAACUAGUUCCACAGCUCUACUAAACGUCAAACAACUCUAUUCGGAUUAAAAACCCUAUAUCUUUGUGUCCAGCAGUGCAAUUCCAUCGAAAUCAUGUCGACACAUCGUGCACCGAAAUCCGGAUUCGCCGCCGAAGCUCAGCGAAAGAUCAACUCAAAGUACAGCGAGGAAUUAGCCGCCGAAUGCCUGGAAUGGAUCAAGGAGGUAACCGGCGAACCGAUCAACACGUCAGGCGAUAUGGAUAACUUCUUCGAAGUGCUGAAGGACGGUACUAUACUCUGUACGCUAGCGAACGCCAUCGAAGCCGGCACGGUCAAGAAGGUCAACACCAGCAAGAUGGCGUUCAAGUGCAUGGAAAACAUCUCCGCGUUUCUGGAAGCGGCCAAGAAAUUCGGUGUACCACCACAGGAAACCUUCCAGAGUGUGGAUCUAUGGGAGCGACAGAACCUGAACUCGGUCGUCAUCUGCAUCCAGUCGCUCGGCCGCAAGGCAGGUAAAUACGGCAAACCGUCGAUCGGACCGAAGGAAGCGGACAAAAACGAGCGCCAGUUCAGUGAUGAACAGUUGAGGGCCGGUCAGACCGUCAUUUCACUGCAGUAUGGUUCAAACAAGGGGGCUACUCAGAGCGGCAUCAAUUUCGGCAACACCAGACACAUGUAAGCUUGUCUGCGAUGGGAUCGAAUCUUCACCUGGACUCCGCGCGUGUUUUCUAGCUUUCUAAGAACUUAUUAAAAAACGGUUGUAUGUAAACCGCAAUCACUAACAAUCCUGGUGCAUAAAUAGCGGCCUAUCGGUGAAGUGCCAAACCGAAUAGAAGGGACAUAGAGAAACAUGUUAAAAUGACAGGUCUGCGUCAUAGACUAAACGAAAUUAUCCAUUAUACACGAUGAGAAAACAAGGCAAUCCUGAUCCUGAUAGUGCAUUUUGUUAAAAUAGUAAAAAUCCAAGAUAGGACACGAUUUUGAACCAAUGUACCUAUUUAAAAUCGAGAAACACCAUAGCGCCUUAGCAAUGAGACUUUCCUUCUUCGAUGUGUAGAGGUAGCGAAUUUUUCAAGAAGGACACGAUGUGCAGCGUAUUUACCAAACCGUGCACUUCCAGCAUAUUUUAACUGCAGUUUAUGUAUUUUUAACAUCAAAUUAUAGUCAGACUUUAGCAUUUCAAACCUCCAGGAGUUGCUUUGAAGAGCGCUCAUACAAAGAAUACGGAUAUUUCACACACAUACUUAUUCCGCUCUAGGCACUGUUACACAUUCCGUAGUGAGUUAACAAGUCGAUUCUAUAUCAUAGGAUAGCCUAUUAGCAUUAAGUUUUCGGGAUGAAUGGCACCUCGUUCGGAACCGGAACGGAAUUAUACACUGUUAUCGGUAAAACCCAGGUUCGUCCGUUUUGAUGCACAUUAGAUGUAGAAAAUGCAGUAGAACACAAUAGAGAGAGCAUUGGAAUAACAGACCUAGAUUAAACUAAGCAAAAUCUUUGUACAUGUCUGCGGAAAGGAUGACUUUCGGUUUGGAACGAAAAAACCUAAAAAAAAGCGAUAAACCGUUUCGGUGAAUGACUAAAAUCGUGCUUACCGCAUGCGCCACUAAAACUUAGAAAAACAUGUAUUUUUGUUUUAUGCUCGUUUAUUACUCUUUACGCCGAGCAUCGAUUCAUUAUAUUUUUGCUUUUUGUUUUUGUUUUUGAGAUCAUUUACCAAGCAAGAAGAAAAAUCAUAAAUUAUUGACAGUAUACAUAAAUAUAUGUUUUGUUAAAUGUAA
Messenger RNA from Anopheles funestus (African malaria mosquito), 1895 nucleotides. RefSeq names its product myophilin (gene Chd64). The transcript has 2 exons. The record is from RefSeq and is a predicted model, not a curated record. NCBI's taxonomy places the organism in Eukaryota, Metazoa, Arthropoda, Insecta, Diptera, Culicidae. Bases 230 to 796 code for a protein of 188 amino acids. Gene Ontology annotation, molecular function: protein binding.